This is a messenger RNA of Eruca vesicaria subsp. sativa (arugula), 603 nucleotides long. The record is from the annotation of a GenBank genome assembly. Lineage: Eukaryota; Viridiplantae; Streptophyta; Magnoliopsida; Brassicales; Brassicaceae.
AUGGCUGGUCGCUUGGACGAAGGAGAAGAAGUCAAUCCUUUUGCUAAAGAGAAGGAGCUGGAAGCUAAAGAAGUUGAGCUUCAGCGACGCGAGCAGGAUCUCAAACGGAAAGAGGAUGCUGCUGCACGAGCGGGAGUUGUUAUGGAGGUGAAAAACUGGCCGCCCUUGUUCCCACUUAUCCACCACGACAUUGCACAUGAUAUUCCCAUCCCUCUCCAAACUCUACAGUAUACUGCAUUUGCAACUUAUUUAGGAUUGGUUCUUGCUCUUUUCUGGAAUAUCAUCGCCGUUACUACUGCUUGGAUCAAAGGAGAAGGAGUGACGAUUUGGCUACUUGCUCUUAUUUACUUCAUAUCGGGUGUCCCAGGAGGCUAUGUCUUAUGGUAUCGCCCUCUCUACCUGGUAAUAUCUUAUAACCUGAGUGCUCUAUGUGACACAGUUCCUUUCUUGCCACAGAUGCACAUAUUUUUCUGCGUCUUUGCUGCUGUUUCUCCUCCUUUUCUUUUCAAAGGAAAAUCACUUGCUGGCAUAUUACCUGCAUUGGACAUGUUGAGCAGUCAGGCAUUGGUCGGAAUCUUCUACUUCAUCGGAUAUCGUUUCUGA